Ctenopharyngodon idella (grass carp) is the source of this 3472-nucleotide messenger RNA. RefSeq names its product extracellular matrix protein 2. Gene Ontology annotation, molecular function: collagen V binding; heparin binding; protein binding. NCBI's taxonomy places the organism in Eukaryota, Metazoa, Chordata, Actinopteri, Cypriniformes, Xenocyprididae. Gene Ontology annotation, biological process: extracellular matrix organization; positive regulation of cell-substrate adhesion. Gene Ontology annotation, cellular component: extracellular matrix. The transcript has 12 exons. Bases 1564 to 3057 code for a protein of 497 amino acids. The record is from RefSeq and is a predicted model, not a curated record.
CAGCCUUUUCCAUGGCGCGCAUACACCGACCGCAGCCACCUCAUCCUGAGAACAUGUAACAGCUGAGACACUGACCGGUUCAGAAGGUGUGUGCGUGGGGCAAUGAGGACAAAGGAGUUAGACACCGGACAGGUCAGCAGAACACACACUAGUGACUCACUAUGGACAAACAUUUGUACGAAGAGCACCAGUCUGGCAAAGUGGUUUUGCCAGAUAGCGUAAAAUUACAAGAUACUGUCUCACUCUUACCCACUGUUUGUUUGGACAGUAAUACAGGGUCAUCCAUUUUAAAAUGGUACAGAGAUUCAGGGACCUUGGUUGUGUUGGGAGAAGUUUAGAAAAAGACUGAAUUUUGUGACAAAUUUCUUCCAAGUAACUUUAAAAAAGUUGCUUUGAAAGCAACAGGCAUUCUCAGUUACUAAAAUUAAUUAAAUGAAAACGAAUAAAUAGUCUAUAAUUUUAGUGUAUAUUUAUCCUCCUGAGACCCAAGCAUAGAAUUUUGUCUCCCUCUCCUUAGUCUUUAAAUGUGACUGACAUUGAUUGAAUGAUCAAAUUUUGCACUCUUAAGGAAAUAUGAUAAUAUUUUGUAAAUAUCAUUUCAAUCUGACUAAUUUUCAAAUAGUUAUAAAUCAACAUCUCAGGAAAAUGUUAUGGGGUUUGAAAUCUGAAUAUGACUUUGUUUUACAAAACAGGAUGUCAAUUUCAUACGUCCACUAUAGUGGACAUCAGGACUUAAAGGGGUCAUAUAAUGCCACUUUUACAAGAUGUAAAAUAAGUCUCUGAUGUCCCCCGAGUGUGUAUGUGAAGUUUUAGCUCAAAAUACCCUACAGAUCAUUUUAUAGCAUGUUAAAUUUGUCACUUUUUGAGGGUGAGCAAAAACAUUUCAUUUUUGUGUGUUUCCCUUUAAAUGCAAAUGAGCUGCUGCUCCCAAGAAGAGGGCGGAGUUUCAAGAGCUCGUGUUAGCAGCGCCGAUUACCUCACGCAUACUCACUGAAAAUGUCAGAAACUGUUCAGCCUUUUAUCGGACAAUCGGACAAUGAUGGAGAAACUCAAGAAGAAGUGACAAUAUGUAGAAUGCAGCUGGACGCUUCUGAAUGGUCUUUUUCUUUUUCUUACAUACGUGCUAAUGGCAGAGUGCCAGGCAUGAACAUGUUGAGGACGAGACAUGGAGCCGGAGAGAGAUCUCUGUACGGUGUUUGUUGGCACAACCGUUGACUUUAUAAGGAGGGGUUGAUAUUUUUGUGAACUCCUGGCAAUGAAGGUCCUUGUACACGUCUAACCACGUACUGUGAUCUCCUCCCUGUUUUCUUCUCCUCCUCCUCCUCCUUCUCACUGCUGACUAAGAGAGAAUUUAAGAGGGCAGCAAGAGGAGUUUUAGCUGUGGACGGAGAAGCGCUGAACGAUCUGGAUUCACUCAUCACAUUGUCACCUGAUACUGAUGUUUCAUCCUCACAGCAUCCACCAGUGGGUUCUUCUUCAGAAUCAGCAUCAAGUGAAAAGAGAGCCAAUCAAGCACAAAGAACGAGGCAAUCGAGCGACACUGCCACAGAUACGAAGUCAGUUAUGGGGCGAACUGAGGCCGUGUGGGUGGAGCUCAAUGCUGUGUUGGAGAGAUGGGGUGGGGCAGCAGGGAAACUAAACACAAUCUUGAGGGAACUCAAAGAGGAGAAAAAACGCCUUAUGGACCAAGGGGAAGAGCAAAAGAAAGCAAAGAAAAAGGAAGAGGAUGAAGAUGAAGAUGAGGAAGAUGAUGAUGAUGAUGAUGAAGAAGAAGAAGAAGAGGAAGAGGAGGAGGAAGAAGAAGAAGAAGAAGAGGAGGAAGAGGGAAAUGAAGAAGAGGAAGCCGAAGAGGAGGAGAAUGAUGCAUCUAACAGCACCCGAGAUGGUUUCAUAGACUCAUUACCAGAAGGCUGCAAUUUGGGAGAAAGUAGAAUUUCCUGCAAGCAGAUUGGCUUGUCCCACCUGCCCAUCAUCACGAACCUGGAAGUCACCAUACUUGAACUGCCUGGGAAUAACUUGACAAGAAUUCCUCCCCGUGGUUUUUCUGGACUGCCAAAUCUUGAAGAGCUUGACCUAAGUAUGAACAUGCUGGACGACGACUCUUUCGACCUAAGUCUCUUUAUGAAUCUGACAAAGCUGAAAAGUCUGAAACUUGACGGCAAUGAACUUACAACAAUUCCACGCUUGCCAUCUUCUUUGGAGGAUCUAAAGAUAAACAGCAAUAAAAUAAACCAACUGGCUUCACACAGCUUCAAAGGCUUGACUAACCUACAAGUCUUAGAACUGACGGGAAACAUCCUCUAUGAAGGCAGUAUUGCACCCUGGGCUUUCAAACCUCUGAAGUCACUUAAGUAUUUACGACUGGAUAAAAACAGAUUCAGUUCCAUUCCAGCGGGAUUACCCCCAUCUUUAGAGGACUUAAGGUUGCAGGAAAAUCAAAUAGUGGAGGUGCAGGACAGGCUUCUGGAUAAGUGUGUCCACCUGAAGGUGUUAGAUCUCAGUCACAACCUCCUGAAAGAGAACAGCAUCUACCCUGAGGCUUGGGUCAAACUGCCGAAGCUGGAAGCUCUUGACCUGUCCUAUAACCAGAUGGCAGUGGUGCCCACAGAUUUGCCCAGGGCCUUGCGCCAACUCUCCCUGCAGCACAAUCACAUUCACUCCAUUCCUCCAUACUCAUUGAGUCACCUCCGCCCAGGCUUACAGUCCCUACGCCUCUCCCACAACCUGUUGGAGGAGCACGGGGUGCUGGGGAAGUCAUUUCGUGGCGUUUAUCAAACACUGGUGGAGUUACACUUGGACAACAACAGGUUUGAGAGGGUGCCCAACAAUAUGCGCCACUUCAAGAACCUCCAGCUACUGCGUCUAGACCACAACCGUAUAAGCUCUGUUCCAGUGAAAUCAAUCUGUAAGGUUCAAAGGACGGAGGAGUCUCCCCUGUCAACUGUGCAUUUAGAGUACAACUACAUCAAUGUGCAGAAAAUCCAUCGUGCUGCUUUCUCCUGCAUUCGGGACCGCAGCAAGAUCAUACUGGAGCCCCAGAGCCAAACACAGGGCUAGUGAACUUCUACAGAAAUAUCAUCCUGUCACUUCACAGCCUUCCCUUCCCUGCCCCCGCUGUCAGUCAUUCCCAGAUUAAAUACUGUAAACACCAUGUCCAUUAGAUCUAUUAAUAGUGUGCAUGCUUGCUCUUGAAAUGCACAUUUGGGUCAUGUUCAGCAACUUGUAGCAUAAAAUACAUUAUUUUGUUUCUUUUUGUAUGUAAUAAAAACAUUCUUCUUGUAAGUUAAUGUCACAAGCGGGAUCAGAAACUCCCUGGCUCAGACAAUUAUUAAUGGCUUUCUAUCACAGUAUUCAUUUAUACUUUGGUACAUUUGCAAAGAUUUUAUUAUUUUAUCAUUUUAUAUUUAUAAUUGUAUUGUAUUUUUAUGUCUUCAUAUUCUGAUGUGACAUUAAAACAAAUUCAUGUAUAAUA